AUGUCCAGCCUCAGUGACCUCCUCAAUCGACAACCCCCCACACUAUGGGAACAAUUCCUGGCCCAGCCUUGCAUAUUCCAUGCGCGGAAGCUUUACACUUGGCAUCAACCCAUCCCCGCAAAACCACUCACAAAUCCUGUUUCUAUCAUCUGCGUCUCCGAUACGCAUAACAGCCAACCCAACCUUCCCGAUGGAGACAUUCUCAUCCAUGCUGGUGAUCUCACACAGUCAGGCUCAUUAAAGGAACUCCAAGCAACACUCACCUGGUUACGCGCCCAGUCCCAUCCCACCAAAAUAGUUGUCGCCGGAAACCACGAUUUACUACUAGAUGCAGCGCGCGAUAACUCGGAUAAAGCUAUCACUGAGCGGUCCCAGCUUGAAUGGGGUGAAAUCAUAUAUCUAGAAAAUGAAGAGAUUACCAUUUCCUGCGCAAAUGGUCGCCAUCUUAAGAUCUACGGAAGCCCUCUUACUACACGCAAUGGUAACUGGGCCUUUCAGUAUCCUCGCAAUCAAGACGUAUGGGCUGGAUCGGUGCCUGACGGGAUUGAUGUGCUAAUUACUCAUGGUCCGCCACGUGGUCAUCUUGACUCUUUACAUCUGGGCUGUGCUCCUCUAUUACGAGAGUUAUGGAGGGCCAGACCUAGGCUACAUGUGUUUGGACAUGUCCACGCGGGUGCAGGCACCGAAUGGAUCUUAUUCGAUGCGCUCCAGGAGGCGUACGAGCGCACUGUGAUUGCUAGAGGGGGGAUAUGGAAUCUUCUGUUUACAAUUCACGAGUUUGUCAAGACAUGGUUCAAUCCGAGUGUGGAGGCAAAAUGUUUACUUGUGAAUUCAGCCAUUGUUGGAGGCUUGCGAGAUGAUGAACGGAGACGGCCUAUCAAGGUUGUCAUUUGA
Molecule: messenger RNA, 894 nt
Organism: Penicillium samsonianum
Lineage: Eukaryota; Fungi; Ascomycota; Eurotiomycetes; Eurotiales; Aspergillaceae
Product: metallophosphatase domain-containing protein
Exons: 1
Coding region: 1-894 (297 amino acids)
Molecular function (GO): hydrolase activity
Source: RefSeq, a predicted model, not a curated record